Messenger RNA from Heterostelium album PN500, 555 nucleotides. RefSeq names its product molybdopterin synthase catalytic subunit (gene mocs2l). The record is from RefSeq and is a predicted model, not a curated record. Gene Ontology annotation, biological process: Mo-molybdopterin cofactor biosynthetic process. The coding region runs from base 1 to 555 and encodes 184 amino acids. Gene Ontology annotation, cellular component: cytosol. Gene Ontology annotation, molecular function: molybdopterin synthase activity. NCBI's taxonomy places the organism in Eukaryota, Evosea, Eumycetozoa, Acytosteliales, Acytosteliaceae. The transcript has 2 exons.
AUGUCAACGGUCGAUAUCAUUUUUGAUAAAAAUAAAGAUGGAAUUGAUAGAGGAUUAUAUAUUGAGGUUUCAGAGGAACCAAUAGAUUUUAAGGUUGGUGGUUACAAUAGAGUUGAAGAUGAUAAUGCAGGUGCCAUUUCGACGUUCCUAGGUACCACCAGAAACAACUUCAAAGGCAAAAACGUUGAGAAACUAGAGUAUGAAGCAUAUACACCAAUGGCUGUAAAAGAGAUUGCAAAGAUAUGCAGUCAUCUAUUUACAACUUAUAAUAUAUUACAUAUUGCUGUUUUACAUAGAAUUGGAACUGUACCGAUAGGAGAAGCUAGUAUUUUAAUUGCAAUUUCAUCUGCGCAUAGACAUGAUUCAUUGACUGCCGUACAAUAUGCUAUCGAUACAAUCAAAGCAACUGUACCGAUUUGGAAGAAAGAGUAUUACACUGACGGAACUAUGUCUGUUUGGAAAGAUAAUUGUGAAUCUUGUCAUUAUACAACAACAAAAUCAACAUUAAACAAUGAUGGACAUGAUCAUCAGCAUAGUGGUCACAAUAAACAUUAA